This is a messenger RNA of Papaver somniferum (opium poppy), 744 nucleotides long. Its product is annotated as putative disease resistance protein RGA3. Gene Ontology annotation, molecular function: ADP binding. The record is from RefSeq and is a predicted model, not a curated record. Bases 1 to 744 code for a protein of 247 amino acids. Gene Ontology annotation, biological process: defense response to fungus. NCBI's taxonomy places the organism in Eukaryota, Viridiplantae, Streptophyta, Magnoliopsida, Ranunculales, Papaveraceae. The transcript has a single exon.
AUGGAUGGAAGCCUAAAUUUACAAAGUGGAAAAAAAACGGGCCUAUGGUUAUCUAUCGGGUAUAAAACUAGGCCUAUAUCUGUUUAUAUUCGGAACAAACUGUUUGGUAUUGAGAGCAGUACUCAACUAGGUGAUCCUCGCAUCAUCUCUAUCAUCGGGAUGGGGGGACUUGGCAAGACUACUCUCGCACAAUUAGUAUUCAAUGAUACCAAUAUAAAAACUCAUUUUCAAUUACCUUUGUGGGUCAGUGUGCCUAAUCCCUUUGAUCUCGGAGUAAUCGCUAAGGCAAUUAUACGAGAGGCUACCCAAAAGGAUACAACUAGCUCGACAUGGAAUGCUUUCCACACAGAACUCUGUGAGUCUGUCAAUGGAAAGAAAUUCUUACUUGUGCUAGAUGACUUUUGGACUGAGGAUCCAAAUAAUUGGGAUCCUCUGAAGCAUUUGCUCAAUCUUGGAGCAGAGGGAAGCCGCAUUUUGGUCACUACCCGCAGUGACAUUGUUGCUUGGAGGAUAAACUCUUGCAAGCAUAUGCUGGAAGUUUUAUCCUGCAGUGAUAGUGUUUCUUUGUUGCAUCAUAAAGCCUUUUUCGGAAAGGACAACGAAAAAAACAAAAUUCUUGAAGAAAUAUGUAACAAGAUAGCAAAUAAGUGUGAUGGUGUGCCUCUUGCAUUAAGUCUUCUAGGGAGUCUGUUGAAUAACAAAGUCAUUGGCGAUGUAUACUCGAAAGCAGGAUUUGGGAACUGA